UUAUUCAAGCUGUAACUUGAGCGAGAGGUCAAAAAUGUGGACAUUACUUGCUCUGAAAAUCUUGCCCGUGCUGAUGUUUGUUGUUGGUGUGUGGCCUGUGUGCCGUGAGGUGGACUGGUCCGAUAGCUUCAACAAGAUGGGGCAGUCCCAGUGUGACAGUCACACGGAUAUCAUCCAAGGCUUCUGUCGAAGUGACUUCUUCCCUAGCUCAGGCAUCGACCACAUCGGGUUACUGGAGAGCGCUAUCUGCUGCACCAAGCCCGCCCCGUGGACAGAAAACUUCGAGUUUGAAAUUGUCGAUUGGUGGGGUGUUUUAGAUAAACCAUACGCCUCCGCACUAUGUCCUACCGGGCAAUUCCUCUCAGGUCUAUACCGGACCUCAGGUGCAAGGAUAUCCAGCAUUGAAGAAGGACGCUGUACCAAAGCUCAGAACCUUCCGGCUCGCUAUGGGUGCUGUUACGAGCAAGACAUCUCGACCUGCUUCAGCAAGACGGGCUGCUGCACCUGCGACCCAGGUUAUUACGUCAUUGGGUUUAACCGUAGUGACUGCGAUGAGCUACGGUGUUUGACCAAACUGCAGUGCUGCAAUGUCACUUAUCCCGAGACAGGAUCCCAAUAAGCCAUACAAGAACAGACAGAAUGCUACGAAGUACAUCCCAAAUCUCUACAGCAAGAUUGACAUUAAAACACCACAAGAACAGACAGAACGUUACGAAGUACAUCCCAAAUCUCUAAGGCAAAAUUGACAUUAAAACCGCAAAGGAACAGACAGAACGUUACGAAGUACAUCCCAAAACUCUAAGGCAAAAUUGACAUUAAACCAUACAAAAAACUAAUGCAAUAUAACGUUAUGAACUACAUCAACUAUACUAUUACCAAAUGUAUUCUAAAAAAAAUAAAAGCAUCUUUUGCCAUCAGAAGUUCA
Physella acuta is the source of this 925-nucleotide messenger RNA. RefSeq lists its product as uncharacterized. NCBI's taxonomy places the organism in Eukaryota, Metazoa, Mollusca, Gastropoda, Physidae. The record is from RefSeq and is a predicted model, not a curated record.